This is a messenger RNA of Musca domestica (house fly), 1733 nucleotides long. RefSeq lists its product as uncharacterized. Lineage: Eukaryota; Metazoa; Arthropoda; Insecta; Diptera; Muscidae. The record is from RefSeq and is a predicted model, not a curated record. The coding region runs from base 297 to 1439 and encodes 380 amino acids. The transcript is spliced from 4 exons.
AAGAUGUGGACGAUGACGGCUGCAGAUAUAACCAACAAGUUGCUGGUGAAGCUGGAAAUUUUAGUUAGUUUGCCAAGAUACCUCAAAGCGUGAAGGUGACAAAGUGUAUACGUAAACGGCGGACAAAAAGGAGAAAAUUUAUUAACAAAAAAAAAAAAACAAGAAAAAAGAAAACGAAUUACGUGAAAGCCUAAAAAGUGCAUAAAGCAAUUGAUUGUAUUAAAAUACACAAAAAUAAAAAGAAUUUAAAAUUCAAAUACUUAUCGGCACAUUCUUUAAAAUAAUAUUGAUUUAAAAUGCAGAUGAUGAUGAUAACGAAAUCCCGAAUUCAUCAACUAUUUGUGUUAACCUUGGUCAUUUGUUGUCUAACAACAGCGGUAAAUUGUGGUAAAAUAACAACAAAAGGUAAAACAAAAGCCGUUACCGAAACUAGUGGCGAUGUAGCAACAACAACGACGACGACGGCGACACCCAAGUCGGAAGUUGUUGCCACUAAAGCAGAUGCCGACAACGAUGACCGAGACUCUAACGAAGAUACAGACGAUGAUGAUGAUGAUGCUGCCGAAAAAAAUGCCGUACAAUCGUCCGAUGAAUCUCUGUUCAGUGUCUGGGGUAUUGUUCGAGGUGUUUUAAAUUGGAUUAAAGAUGACAUUUCUGGGGGACUUUUUGGAGCCGAUGAUGAUGUUGCAGCAGAAAAAACUGCUGUACAAGAGCCCGAUGUGUCGACAUCAAGAGUAUGGGGUAUUGUAAGAGGUGUUUGGAAUUGGAUUAAAGACGACAUUUCAGCGGGACUAUUUAGUGCGGAUGAUGACAGUGCAACAUCCGCUGUUGCAGAGGGACGUUCCGACGGCAGUGUAGAAGCACGUACAUUUGGCAAAAUUCGUCGUCUGCAAAUGGCUUUGAUUCCCAUAAUCUUUAAAUUUGGUGUUCUUACUGCCAUGGUUGCUUUCCUAGUGGGUAUUGGUUUGAAAACGCUAUUCCUUGUCAAAGUCUUACUCGCCAUGAAUGCCCUGGCGCUCUUGGCUAAAUUCUUUACACUCAAAACGGGCUUGCUUCCUCAAAUCCAGUACUCGGCCCCACCAAGUUGGAAUCCUCAUCAUCAUGUUGAAUAUUCAGCCCCGUCCAGUUGGAAUUGGUCGCCACCAUCAUCGGCCGGCUGGUCUGCUGCACCUGUACAACACGAACCUGAACAUCAUUCCUCCCAUCCCAGCAAGGAAAUCCAUUUGCACAUCCACGGUGGUGCGGCAUCACAACCUAAAACUGAUAGCUAUACCGCUUAUGUAGCAAAUCCAUCACAAGCAACCGCCUGGCAGCGCAGCGAUCCCUACAGCGCCUAUGAGCCGUUGUUAAAUCAACAAAACGAUCUAACAGUGGACGCCACACAAUCUGUCCCAGUUACCGUGCACACCGAUGUGCCCUCGAAUCAUCGAAUGUUUUAGAAAAAAAAAACUUUGCCAAAUGUUGCUAACAUUUGGAUGCAAAAUGUUAGGCGAUUGUGAAAUAAAUUGUAGUCACUCGGAAUAUUAUUUUCAAGCAAAGAACUUAGGAUUUUUAACGAAUUAAAACAGGGCAAACUUUAUAGUGAAGUCUGACCCUUUAGCUUAGUUAAGUUAUGAACAAAACUAUUAAUGUAAAUACAUUUAAAUUUAUUUAUAAAUAGUUUUUAAUAGUAAUCUAUUGUAAUUUAUUUCAUUUUAAUUAGUAGAAAUAUAAUAAAGCAUAAGUAAAGAAAA